AUGAAGUACGCAUUUGUUCUCACGGCCAUUGCCGCCAUUGCCUCAAAGGUCGCCGCUGUUGGCGUCUCAGGCACCCCCGAGGGAUUCGCAUCUUCCGCCACCGGUGGUGGUGAUGCCACCCCAGUCUACCCCUCCUCCACCGACGAGCUGGUCUCUUACCUCGGUGACGAUGAGGCCCGUGUUAUUGUUCUGAGCAAGACUUUUGACUUUACCGACACUGAGGGUACCACCACCACCAGUGGCUGCACUCCUUGGGGUACUGGAUCCGCCUGUCAGGUUGCAAUCAACAAGGAUGACUGGUGCACCAACUACGAACCUGAUGCGGCUACCACCACUGUUACCUACAACAAUGCCGGUAUGCUUGGUAUCACCGUCGGCUCCAACAAGUCUUUGAUUGGAGAGGGCAGCAAUGGCGGUAUCAAGGGCCGUGGUCUGCGAAUGGUCAGCGGUGUCAAGAACAUCAUCAUCCAGAAUAUCGCUGUUACCGACAUCAACCCUCAGUACGUUUGGGGUGGUGACGCUAUCACCCUAAAUGAAGCUGACCUGGUCUGGGUUGACCACGUCACUACCGCUCGCAUUGGUCGCCAGCACUACGUUCUGGGCACCGAAGCCGAUAACCGAGUUUCAAUCACAAACAACUACAUUGAUGGCGAAUCGGAUUACUCCGCUACCUGCGACGGUCACCACUACUGGAACGUGUACCUGGAUGGCUCCAGCGACAAGGUGACCUUCAAGGGCAACUACCUGUACAAGACUAGUGGACGUGCCCCUAAGGUUCAAGACAACACCUACCUGCAUGCAGUCAACAACUACUGGGACGACAACUCUGGCCACGCUUUCGAGAUUGGGUCUGGUGGAUACGUCUUGGCGGAGGGUAACUAUUUCUCCAAUGUUGACACCGUUCUCGAGUCCUCGUCGUUCGAAGGUGCUCUCUUCGCUGCCGAUAGUGCCUCCAGCACCUGUGAGUCCUACAUCGGUCGCUCUUGCGUCGCCAACUCAAACGGAGGUACCUUGACCGGCUCCUCCACCGACGUUCUGUCGAACCUGAAGGGCGAGACCCUCGCCACCGCUUCCGAGGCUAGCACUGACCCUGCUGGAAGCGCCGGCCAGGGUAACUUGUAA
Molecule: messenger RNA, 1122 nt
Organism: Penicillium brevicompactum
Lineage: Eukaryota; Fungi; Ascomycota; Eurotiomycetes; Eurotiales; Aspergillaceae
Product: polysaccharide lyase family 1 protein
Exons: 5
Coding region: 1-1122 (373 amino acids)
Molecular function (GO): pectate lyase activity
Source: RefSeq, a predicted model, not a curated record